Messenger RNA from Kwoniella shivajii, 1311 nucleotides. RefSeq lists its product as uncharacterized. Bases 1 to 1311 code for a protein of 436 amino acids. The transcript is spliced from 8 exons. Gene Ontology annotation, cellular component: preribosome, large subunit precursor; nuclear periphery; nucleolus. NCBI's taxonomy places the organism in Eukaryota, Fungi, Basidiomycota, Tremellomycetes, Tremellales, Cryptococcaceae. Gene Ontology annotation, biological process: rRNA processing; ribosomal large subunit biogenesis. The record is from RefSeq and is a predicted model, not a curated record.
AUGGUAACAUUGAGCAAAAAAGACACAAGGAAGCUUUCAGCUGGGAAAGGCAAGGCUAAAGAACUGGCCACCAAAUCUAUAACAGAAAAAAAAAUAGGGGAGGAAAUCGAAGACGAAGACAGCAGUGAAGAUGAAGAUGAUUAUGGAGUUAGCGAAGAGGGUAUCAAGAGACUGAUGGAGUUGGUCGACGAGGAAGAUUUGGACGAAUUCGAAAAGGCUCUGCUAGGAGGAGGAGAUGAUGAAGAUGAGGAAGACGGAGAAGAUGAAGAAGAAGACGAAGAUGAGGACGAUGAUGAGGAGAUGAUCUCUGGUGAAGAAGCAUUAUCGGAUGAGGAGAGCGAGGAAGAAGACGGAGAAGAAGAUGGCGAGGUUGACAACACAAUAAUCAACGAGAAGGCUGACGAAGAUGCUAUCUCACUUGAUGGUUUAAACUCCGAUGUUUCGGUUGAUGAAGAUGCUGUCCCUAUGCGAAAGGUCACGAUCAAUAACAAGCCUGCCAUGCGGACGGUCAUCGAUACUAUUAAAGUCACCAGUCUGCCAUGGCCCGAACAUCUGGUGUUGAACAGCAAAGAGAUUGUAGAUGUUGACCCAAGUGAUGAUUUACAAAGAGAGAUGGCAUUCUAUAAGAUAGCCCUUGACUGUAUACCUCAAGCGAAGAAAUUCGCUGCCAAGCACGAUAUACCGUUCUCUCGACCUGCAGACUACUAUGCUGAAAUGGUGAAAUCCGAUGAACACAUGGAGAGAGUUAGGUCGAAACUUGUUGAAGAAUCCCAAGGAAUCAAGAAAUCCGAAGCAGCCAAGAAACAACGAGAACUCAAGAAAUUUGGAAAACAAAUCCAACACGAGAAGCUCAAGCAAAGGGAGCAAGACAAAAAGCAAUUCCAAGACAGAGUCUCAGGUCUCAAGAGAAAACGACAGGAAGGUAUGGAACUUGGGGAGAAUGGGGACGACGAUCAAUUUGGUAUUGCCGUUGAUGAUGCUAUCGAGGGCAAAUCAGAGCGUGCUUCCGGCGGUAGAGGUGGACGAGGAGGACGAGGUGGAGAAAAGGGAAAGAUGCCUCGACAUGUUCGAGAUUCUAAAUAUUCUCUUGGUGGAUCAUCUCGAAGGGAUAAACAAAAUACCAGAGAAAGUACGAAUGACUUUUCCUACGGUGGUGGUAAGCCUGGUAGGGGCGGAAGAGGCGGACGAGGUGGUAGUGCAGGAAGAGGUGGUGGUGGUGGACGAGGUGGCGGUGGCGGUAGAGGUGGGGGUGGUGGUGGUGGUAGCGGGGGAAGACCUGGGAAAUCCAGAAGAAUGGCAGGAAGGGUGUAA